Rosa chinensis is the source of this 2188-nucleotide messenger RNA. Its product is annotated as protein SLOW WALKER 1. The transcript has 2 exons. NCBI's taxonomy places the organism in Eukaryota, Viridiplantae, Streptophyta, Magnoliopsida, Rosales, Rosaceae. Gene Ontology annotation, cellular component: nucleolus. Gene Ontology annotation, molecular function: protein binding. The record is from RefSeq and is a predicted model, not a curated record. Gene Ontology annotation, biological process: rRNA processing; positive regulation of transcription by RNA polymerase I. The coding region runs from base 74 to 1708 and encodes 544 amino acids.
CUAAACUCCAAAACCCUAACAAAGAAAAUUGCUUAAACCCUUCAACGCUGAAAAGCCUAGAGAAGCUUGUUCAAUGGCGGAACCCCAAAUCUCCAAGACCUUCCCGGUGAAACCGAAGCAAAAACCCAAGCCUCGCACCCCAAAACAAACCCCAGAAUCCAAGUACUGGUCCUCCUUCAAAACCAAGCAAAUCCCUAAUCUCAUCGCCUCCAUAAACUCCCUCACCUUCUCCCCCACCGCCCCUCACUCCUUCGCCGCCGCCCACUCCACCUCCCUCACCCUCUACAACCCCCAAAGCCAAUUCUCCCGCUCCUCCAACAUCUCCCUAAACGACGUCGUCUCCUCCGCCUCCUUCCGCUCCGACGGCCUCCUCAUCGCCGCCGCCGACCUCUCCGGCCUCGUCCAAGUCUUCGAUGUCAAAACCCGAACCCCCCUCCGGAGGCUCCGGUCCCACACCCGCCCCGUCCGCUUUGUCAAGUUCCCCGUCGCCGAUAAGCUCCACUUGGUCUCCGGCGGCGACGACGCGGUCGUCAAGUACUGGGACGUCGCCGGCGAGACCACGAUUUGCGACUUUCUAGGGCACAAGGACUACGUGCGCUGCGGCGAUUGGUCCCCAAAUGAUUCCAACAUGUUCAUCACUGGGUCGUAUGAUCACACAGUGAAGCUCUGGGAUGUGAGGGAUAAGGAUUCGAGCUCCGUGACGGAAGUGAAUCACGGUAAGCCGGUGGAGGACGUGAUGUUCUUGCCUUCCGGCGGGUUAAUUGCGACGGCCGGAGGAGAUUCGGUGAAGAUUUGGGAUUUGAUUGGAGGAGGGAAGUUGGUGUAUUCAAUGGAGAGCCAUAACAAGACGGUGACUUCGAUUUGUGUUGGGAAAGUUGGGAAGCUCAGUGGGGAAGAGGCUCAGCAGUACAGGAUUUUGAGUGUGGCAUUGGAUGGUUACAUGAAGGUUUUCGAUUACGCGAAAAUGAAGGUUACUCAUUCAAUGAGGUUCCCUGCGCCGCUCAUGUCAGUGGGGUUUUCGCCGGAUUGUAUGACUAGGGUUAUUGGAACUUCGAAUGGGAUAAUAUAUGCUGGGAGGAGGAAAAACAAGGAAGAUGUGGAGAGUGGUUCUGAUGAGGAGCUUACCAAGUAUGAAAGGAGGUUGAAGAAGUUGGGUUCCGGGAAUGCUUUGGGUUUGGGGCCUGUGGCGGAGGAGCCACGGAUUAGGGUCUUGAAGCCUACUAGUUUUCGGUAUUUUCGGAGAGGGCAGUCAGAGAAGCCGUCUGAGAGAGAUUAUCUGGUGAUGAGGCGGAAGAAAGUGAAGUUGGGGGAGCAUGAUAAGCUGUUGAAGAAGUUUAGGCAUAAGGAAGCUCUGGUGUCUGUAUUGGGGAGGACUAAGAAUCCGGAGAAUGCUGUGGCUGUGAUGGAAGAAUUGGUGUCGAGAAAGAAGUUGCUGAAAUGUGUUUCGAAUUUGGAUUUGGAGGAGCUCGGAAUGUUGCUGAUGUUUUUGCAGAGGUACUCGACCAUGCCAAGGUACUCGAGGUUGUUGAUGGGGUUGACAGAGAAGGUUAUUGAGAUGAGGGCUGACGACAUUAGAGCUUCUACUGAGUUGAAGGGUCUUAUUAGAAACAUUAAACGUGCUGUCGAGGAGGAAAUACGAAUACAACAAUCUUUGCAAGAGAUACAGGGUGUUAUUUCUCCUUUGUUGAGGAUAACUGGAAGAAGAUGAAACUCUCUUCUCAAGAACCAUUUAUGAGGCGGCUGCUCUGUGUUUACCUGCUUCAGAUUCCUUGAUUCCUUGAUGAAAGUAAAUCUUGUCAAUAUUUCAUUCUAGUUGAAGAGUGCAUGGUCCCAGACAGAGAAGGUUUUUGAGAUGAGGGCUGAUGUGAUUACAGCUUCUAAUCCGUUGAAGGGUCAUGUUAGAACAUUAAACGUACUGUUGAGGAGGAAUUACGAAUACAACAAUGAUUGCAAGAGAUACAUGGUGAUUUCUUCGUUGUUGAGGAUACUGGAAUAAGAUGAAACUUUGUCUCUCUUUGUUUAUCUGCCUGAGGUGUCUAUCUAUUCAGUAUACUGUUUCUUUGAAUCGUGUAUUGCAAUUUUCCUUCUCUAGGAUCUAAUGUAUGUUGUUUCAUUCCAUCUCUUUUUCUUACUUCAAAUCUCGGUUAUCCAGAUCAACAAUGUGAGUUCAAUGCUUCCUAUUCUCCAA